AUGUAAUUCCAGAAAAUAUUGGUGUCAACGCAACUGGAGAAUUAUUGUUGAAACCUGACCUUAGUACACUCAUACAUUCACCUUAUAAUCCUAAACAUGCAAAUGUCCAAGUUUUCUUUGAAAAUAAAUUGACACCAGCAGACCCUCAAUUUGGAAAGAUUGAUAAUUUAUCUAAUUCUUUGGCUUUCCCACUUUGCCCUAGAACUUGUCUUAAAAAUAUUAUUGAAUCUGCUCGUAAGGAGCUUGGUAUCACUUUUUUGGUUGGAACCGAAUUUGAGUUCGUCUUACUCAAAGACCUCACACCUCCGGUGCCCAUUGAUGAUACUGUUUAUGCUGCGGCUGGUUCUUUUCGUGUUUCUGAUUCAGUUGAAAUUUUGGAUAGGAUGGUUGAGUCUUUACAGGAGCAAGGAAUUGAUGUCGAACGAUUUCAUUCUGAUGUAGCGCCAGGCAAAUUUGAAAUCGUCACCACAGCAGAAAGCCCAUUGAUUGCAGCAGACAAAGUUGUUGUAACACGUCAAACAAUAUAUGAUGUUGCUGCUCAGGCUGGUGUAAAAGCAACGUUUGUGCCUAAACCUUUUAAGGAACAAGUGGGAACUAGCGCGCACGUGCAUCUUUCUUUCAAAGAAAUUGACAAGCCUCAGAAAAUUGAUGAUGAUCACCCUUCAGAAUUAUCUCCAUAUGAGAAGUCAUUCAUUGCUGGUGUGCUGCAUCACAUCAAGGCAAUUUGUGCUUUUACUUUGCCGACAGACCUCUCCUAUGCGUGCAUGGCUAAUAACCAGGCCGGAUCUUGGAUCUGUUGGAGUACUGAGAAUCA
Messenger RNA from Racocetra fulgida, 814 nucleotides. The record is from the annotation of a GenBank genome assembly. NCBI's taxonomy places the organism in Eukaryota, Fungi, Glomeromycota, Glomeromycetes, Diversisporales, Gigasporaceae.